Messenger RNA from Culex quinquefasciatus (southern house mosquito), 510 nucleotides. RefSeq lists its product as uncharacterized. Lineage: Eukaryota; Metazoa; Arthropoda; Insecta; Diptera; Culicidae. The record is from RefSeq and is a predicted model, not a curated record. Bases 142 to 501 code for a protein of 119 amino acids. The transcript is spliced from 2 exons.
AUAAUUAUAAGUUUUUGCUCCGCUUCGCGCUCAGUUGUACUUUCGAAGGAGGCCGAGCGCGUGUGUUCGGCGAGUUGGGUUAAAGCAGCAGCAGCAUCGUAGAAGGCGACGACGACGACGACGUGUUGAAACGCGCGUUGCAUGUGUUGUUCGGGUGCACUUCGGCUUUCGCGAGAGAGAACGGAGAGCGCGUCGUGGAUCGUUUUUUUUUCGGGGGCUUGCGUCGCACCCAACGCCUACUUCGUCCCUCUACUGCCCAAGGGGGGUGCGUUUAGCGGUAGCAUCUCGUCGAAGCUAGGCAGCGGCAGCAGCAGUUACAACAACUCUUGGAUAUUACUGGUGGAUGCUGAAUCCGCCGCCACCGCCGUCGCCGACGUAAUUUCUCGCGCGCGCCGUGUUCCCGUUGGAUCUCCUGAAGAAGGGGCCUUGAACAGCAAGAAUUGGUAUCGCCCGCGCGCGAGCCGCAGAUUAUCCGCGGGCCCCUCGGGUCGUUGUGUGUAGAAUUACAUG